GCAGUUAGGCGUGCGGCGGCGGCUCGUACAGUGAUAAACCUCUGCGAUAAAAAAAAAAGAGAGAAAAGAAAAAAAAGAGAGCUGAGUUGAUAUUAAACCGAGCUAAACCCGUGGAAAGGAGCCGAACCCAGGCCCGGUUCGUAGCGCUGGGUCUCUGUCCGCUUGCAGAGAUGGUUGUCCGGAGUGGGCUGUAGAUUCCUGCGGCGGGACUGAAGAGGAUGGGCUCAGUGUCCCAGUGCCUGAGGAGAUGUCUCUGGGUCGGCUCCUUCGGCGCGCCUCCUCCAAGGCGUCCGACCUCCUGACCUUAAACCCCGGGGCGGGGGGCUCAUCGUUGCGCUCGGGGCUGGAUGGCGAGAUCAUCUUCUCAAAGAAUAAUGUUUGCGUGCACCCUGCGGAGCCCCUCCCGGGCCUGGCUGAGCACCACCCAGGCUACCUGUGCGUACACGUGGAGAAAGACGAGUGCCUGGGCUCCACGCUGAUUCUGACGUGGGUGCCCAAUUCCCGCAUCCAGAGGCAGGACGAGGAGGCGCUGAGAUACAUCACCCCGGAGAGUUCUCCUGUGCGCAGGAACGCCCGCCGCAGAGGCAGGAGGCCGCGCUCACGUCCUCCAGCCGCCGCUCCAGAGGAAGAGGAGGACGACGAGAGGAACAUCACCAGCAGCACCUCCGCCCAGAGCCUGGUGGGUGAGAGCGGCUCAGAUCCUUCCUCUAACCAGCAGCAGCUUCUUUUAGCCGGGGAGGAGGGUGACGAAGGCUCCUACGAGCUGUCGGACGAGGUGAGCCGGGACAGCACCAUGGGCUCCGACUCGGACACCUUCUCCUCGCCGUUCUGCCUGUCGCCCGUCAGCGAGGCUCUGUGUGAGAGCAGCGGCUCCGUCUUCCUGGACCCUGAAAGCAGGGAACUGUGCGAGGAGUCCAUGAACCACUCUGUGAGCUCCGCGUCCAGUCUGGACAGCCACGCCCCGUCCGAGGGCGGCGGCCAGUCGCAGGCCAUGCGCUGGGAGGAGCAACAGAAGCUGCUGGCUCUGGAGCAGCUGUGUGGAGUCUUCAGGGUGGACCUGGGUCACAUGAGGUCACUGAGACUCUUCUUCAGUGAUGACGCGUGCACUAGUGGCCAGCUUGUGAUAGCCAGCAGGGAGAGCCAGUAUAAGAUCCUUCACUUCCACCAUGCUGGUCUGGACAAGCUGGCCGAGGUCUUCCAGCAGUGGAAAUGCUGCAGGGAAACCCAACCCAAAGACCAGGUGUCGGAUGAAAAGUCCUGCAUGCAGUUUUCCAUCCAGAGGCCCACACUGCCAUCAGCCGAGACGCACCCCGAGGAGAGGCUUUACAGGCGGGUGGACGUCGCCGCCUGGCUGCGUCACAUCAACCACAGCGGGCAGGUGGAGGAGGAGUACAAGCUGCGGAAGGCGAUCUUCUUUGGCGGCAUCGACCCGUCCAUCAGAGGUGAGGUGUGGCCCUUCUUGCUGCACUACUACAGCUACGACUCCAGCUCUCAGGAGAGAGAGGCCUGGAGGCUGCAGAAACGAGCUCACUACCAUGACAUCCAGCAGAGAAGAUUAUCCAUGAGCCCAGAGGAGCACAGCGAGUUCUGGAGGAAGGUCCAGUUCACGGUGGAUAAAGACGUGGUCAGAACGGACCGCAGCAACCACUUCUUCAGAGGAGAGAACAACCCGAACGUGGAGAUCAUGAGGCGGAUUCUGCUCAACUAUGCGGUGUUUAAUCCCGACAUGGGUUACUGCCAGGGCAUGUCCGACCUGGUGGCCCCCCUUCUCACCGAGAUCCAAGACGAAAGCGACACGUUUUGGUGCUUCGUCGGCCUCAUGGAGAACACCAUCUUCAUCAGCUCCCCGCGUGACGAAGACAUGGAGAGGCAGCUGAUGUACCUGCGGGAGCUGCUGCGCCUCAUGCUGCCGCGGUUCCACCAGCACCUGACCCGGCUCGGAGAGGAUGGCCUGCAGCUGCUCUUCUGCCACCGCUGGAUCCUGCUCUGCUUCAAGAGAGAGUUCCCCGACACAGAGGCGCUGCGCAUGUGGGAGGCCUGCUGGGCGCACUACCAGACGGACUACUUCCACCUCUUCCUGUGCGUGGCCAUCAUUGUCCUGUAUGGGGAGGACGUGACGGAGCAGCAGCUCGCCACCGACCAAAUGCUGCUGCACUUCAGCAACCUCUCCAUGCACAUGAACGGAGAGCUGGUGCUGCGCAAGGCCCGCAGCCUCCUCUACCAGUUCCGCCUCCUUCCCAGGAUCCCCUGCAGCCUGCAUGACCUCUGCAAGCUGUGCGGCCCGGGGAUGUGGGACAGCCGCUACAUCCCCACGGUGGAGUGUUCAGGCGAGCACCCAGACUCCCUGAGCUGCCCCUAUGGAGGCACCUCCACCCCACAGCCCUCUUCCCCCUCGCUGUCGUCCUCUCCAAACCACACACCCACGCCGGACGGCAAGAGAGGCUCCAAAAAACGGGACAUUUUCACCUUCCGGAAGCAGUCCUGAGAGGGGGUUAGCUUCUGCUAUUACUUUACUAUUCUUUUCAGUAUCUACAACAAGAUUUUUUUCCUUUUUUUUUGUACUUGAACUGUUCAUUUGGUGCAUUGUUGAACACUGCCUUACCUGGGCGUUGCUGUCGACGUUCAGCAUCGCAUGAAUCUGCAACGAGGGCAGCUUGCAGUCAGACGGAUCGGAGGUCAAGAGGCUGCUUUCUCCUCGGAGCAGAACAGACAAUCACCAGGCGCCGUGUCGAUCUGGAGCCACUUCAGGUUCAAGUCUGCUGCUGGUUUGGCAUUCUUCCACAGGAUAAGCGGGCACCGGGGAGGUCACUGCGGGGUCAUCGCGCAACCGACGCGCUCUCCGACUCCGACGGGUCAAAAAGCGAACUGGGGGCGUCUUUCACAGAACUUGAACUUGGACUCUUAAAAAAUGUUUUUGGGUUCUCACAAUGGCAUAAUUGUGUGGAUGUCAAAUAUAAUGUGCGUAUUUAAAGUCUGAGCGUCUUUUUGACAUCGAAUCCAAACUCUUUGUGUUAAAGAAGUAGUGGAAAAAACAUUUGUCUUUAGUUUUUGUUUUACGAAAAAAAAAAAAAAAAGAAGAAUGUUUUUGUUCUAAAUAUUUAGCAAUAUUAUCUUUGCAUGAACAAUUCUUUACAUAUAGAGGUCACAACAUAUUUGUUGUGAGGGGGUGGGGGGUGAAAAAAAAUCCCAAACAGAGGCGAGUGUGUUUAUGUGACAAACACUAGCAUCACCACAGGGCUCCUCUUAUCUUCCCAUCCUAUACGUUCUCUUUCUUGAACAGAAAGAGCAUCAACAUUUGCACAUAAGCACCAUUAAUUGUAAAGUAUCUGUGAGUAAAAUACUGAAUUUAUUUAGUAGCAGUUUCACCAAAGAUACGGUGCUUUACAGAAGAAUUCCUGCCUAUUGAAAUGUUUCACAUACUGACAAGUUGCAACAACAAACUUGAGUGUGUUUUAUUGGUAUCUUUUGGGUUAUGUCAAAACAAAGCGGUGUCUAUUUAUGUAGUCAUUGUUUUAGUUUUGCGGAACCUAAAGCUUUGACUGGUUAUCCACUGCUGACCCUGGAAUUUUUGCCCUUUUGUCUUUGCAGAAUAUAUUUGCAAGUCAUUCAGGUUGGGUUUGUACAUACCAACCCAGCCAACUGCAAACAUUAGUCAAUCAUUUUCCUUCCACUACAUAAUUAUGUAUUACUUUAUCUUAGUGAAAUUCCAAUAAAAUACACCAAAGUUUUUGGAUGGUGUAACAAAAUGCCCUCAAGUCGCAGGAGGUAUGAAUAUUCUUUGCAAAGCGCUGUAGAUCAGGUUGUUUUCGGAUCACUUUUUCUAUUCUGCUUGGAUUUUCAUCCUUGGUGUUUUGAGCUGUUUUCCGUAGCUUCCCAGCACUCCCAGCCCCAUCUUUACACUAAGUACACGAAAAGGCACACGAGUCUAACGAGUCCACGUGAAUGUAGCUUUUCACAUCAACACAACGAAAAUCACGCAGACGCGUGCGACUGUAAACUGAAGUUACUGUUGCGACCGUUUUCCGAAAACGCGUCGAGGAAAGUGGAGCAACGAGCCUGUCGUUUCGGCUUCAUCCAGGGAGAAACUAUAAAUUAACGUUGCCUCAGGUGUGAAGAAGAUUUCCCCUCGAGGAGCCUUUGAGUGACACCCGCAGGAUUGUAACAUCUGCAAAACGCUGCUAUAAUGUACCACAGAUUCCUUUAAUCAGCCUUCCAGCAGCUUUGCAGAUAAAUUGUACCUGCUUCUUCUUCUUCUUCUUCUUCUUGUUCUUCUUCUUCCUCUUCUUCUGCUUCUUCUUCUUCCCAUUAGCUAUCAUGAAGUGCUUUAAAUGGCAUGGAGGCUGUCGUGAAGGUGAUGAUGGGCGAUGUUCAGAGGGUGACCUCAUGGAUUUAUUAACAUUUAAACCACGUUGUUUACACAAAAGCCACCAAUCCACAGUUGUUAUUGCUGACUUGCCUCUUUUGGAAAGGGGUUGUUAUUAUGAAUUGUGGUCAUGAAUGUAAAACGUUGCUGUUUUUCUUUUCUAUAUUAUGUUGACGUAUUACUGCACACCUCACGAGAGAGUUAAAGGCUAUUCUUAUUACUGGUGUUAAUAAAAACAUCAUCAAUAAACUGCAUUUGUGCU
Messenger RNA from Poecilia latipinna (sailfin molly), 4625 nucleotides. RefSeq names its product TBC1 domain family, member 16 (gene tbc1d16). The coding region runs from base 248 to 2485 and encodes 745 amino acids. Gene Ontology annotation, biological process: activation of GTPase activity. Gene Ontology annotation, molecular function: GTPase activator activity. NCBI's taxonomy places the organism in Eukaryota, Metazoa, Chordata, Actinopteri, Cyprinodontiformes, Poeciliidae. Gene Ontology annotation, cellular component: early endosome. The transcript has 13 exons. The record is from RefSeq and is a predicted model, not a curated record.